AUGAGCGAUACUUUUUUCUUGGAAAGCUAAAUGCAAAUAGAGUAAGAGAAACCCCUUGGAAUUAAUUCAGAUGACUUUAUUACAACGAUAAAUGAAAUACAAAAGAAUAUGCAAUAUCUUAAAAAAGAAGAAAUUCAUACAUAUUCUGAUGAUAUCUUGACUGCUAUUUAAAAUUAUACUGAAUUAUAAUAAUAAGAGUUAGAGUAGCCUAUUAAAAGAAAGCUUGCAUAGUAUUUCUUUGAAUUUGUCGAUGAAAUUCUUGAAAGGUUUUUAUGCAAAGCAAAGAUUUAAGAAUUGAAUUAAUUUGUCAAAGUUAGAUGUAUGAUUUCGAAAAUAGUGUAGCUACUUUCACAAAAUUUAACGUAGGAUAAUCUUAUUAUCAGAAAGUGUCUUAUCACUUUGUUUAAUCUUGAUAAUAAAUAAAAUGAAUUCUAUUCUAAUAAUUUAGAUCCUCCUAAUAGAUUCUUCUAUUCAGAAUUGAUUUCUGAUUUAAAAGAAAGAAGAGAGUGGUUUGAAUCUAUAAAAAUAGGUGACUUAGUAGAUGCUGUUAAAAUCGAAGAAAACUACAGAAAAUAAUGUUGGAGUCAUGCAAAAGUUAUAGAUAAAUCUGAUACCAGAGUUAAGUUAUCGUUUCUGUGUGAUUCUAGUAAAUAUGACAGAUCAGUAGAAUGGACAAGCUAUGAGCUUAGAGAGUAUAAAAGUAGGUGUUUUGAUUUUGAAUGGAGAUAACAACUCAAACCAGAUAUGGUAAUAGAUGUUUGUGAUACAGCUUGUGUAUGGUAUCAGUCAACAAUAUUAGAUACCAGAAGUGUAAUCAUAGAGGGAAUAUCAGAACCAAUUAAGGAGUUAUACAUUGGCUAUAGAGUAUAUUGUGAAGAUGGAGACAUUAGAGAUAGCUAAGGUAGGAACUUUAAUGGUUGGACAAGCAAAUAUGAUGAAUGGCUCUCUGCACAUAGUCCUCGUUUAUAACAAGAAAAAAAAAUGUCAAAAAAGUUGUUUAAGCAAGCCAGUUAGAAUAAUAGCGAGAAAGUUAUAGAUGACAGCAAUGAUAUUAUUUUUGACUAUGAGUACCAAAAUUAAUUUAAAAAUGUUAAAGCAAUACAUAGAUGUUAGAAUAUUUUCCUAAAUUAUAAUAUCAAUUCGAGCUUUAUAUAGUUUAUAAAUGAUUUUGGAGAGGGUUUGAAUAAAAUUUUAGACAUAAUACGUGAUUCUAAUGAAGCUGCUUUACUUUAAAAAACCUCUAAUUAGAAUUAAGAAAAAAUUAUUACUUUUUAAGCUCUCUGUGACUACAUCUAAAUUAUUUAUUAUGUUUCACCAUUUUUAUUAAAGCAGUUCUGUAUGGAAUAUAUUCCAUAAUUAAGCAAUGCAAUAAAAUAAUGUAUUUAGAGUAUUACAGAAGAUAAUAUUAGGUAGUUUAAAAGAGAAUAAAUCAGUGAUAUGAUUAGACAUUAUGGUAUCAUUUUAAUGAGGUAUUACUCUAUAGGAUAAAAAAUAGAAAUUAUAGAAGAGCUUGAGUAUUCAAUAGCUAAGAUGUGCUUUGAAUCUUCCUUUGUGAAAUAAAAAACAAUUGGUAUGUAGCUUCUGACUUAAAUUGUAUAAAAGUUUCAGAAAAAUUCUAAAAAAUCUAUUCAACUAAAUGAAAUUAAAUAAGAAAUCGAGAAAAAUAAAUAUAUUGAAUAGCUUUUUAAUGAAGACACUCAUAUAUAAUUGCUAGAAAAAUGCACAGAUUUAUUCAUUUUUUUGAUAGAGUAAAAUUUAUUUAAUGAGAAUAACAUGAAAAAUUUAUGGAAAGUAAUUCAAAAAUCUCAUGACGACACUAGAAUUUGCUACUAUAAUCUUCUAAAAUAAGUGACGAAAAGUUUUAAAGCACAUCAUAUCUAAGCUUUGUACGAAGAAAUAAAUUUAUAAGAAGAAAAUAAGUACAAAUAAUAUGAAAUAGAUAUAUUAUUUGAAAUUUGCUUUCAAGAAAAAGGUUUUUUUUCAGAAAAGUAUAGUUUUUAAAUUCAAAUAUAUAACAUGAUUUGGGAUUACAUAAAUACUUUUAAUGAGGAUAUAUACAAUGCAUAAGAUUUAGAAAGAUCCAAAAUGAAGUUAAUUGUUGACAAAUUUUGUUAAUUAGUCAACGAAAAAAAAAAAGAGAAGGAAAUUAAAUUUCUACAAAAUCAGCUUAUUGAUAAUAUAAAGGAAGGAAGGAAUACUUAUUUUUCACUUGAAAUAUUGGAAUCAGUUAUGUCUUAGUUAAAUGUGUAUUUAGAAUCACAAAUAAAAGAAUGUGAAAAUUUAGAAAAAGAAUAUUUCAAUAUUUUAGAAUCGUAACCAUAAGAUAAUUAAUAAACUGUUAUAUAAUUUUCAGAAGCAGUUCAGGCUAAUAACAGUUAAAAUACUGGUGAUAGCUAAUAAAUUGAAAAUAGUGGUGGUCAAUAAUCAAAUCUUGUUAACAUCACAGAUUUAUAAAUGGAACUAGAAAACGAAAUCAAUAAUGAAGAUAACGAAAUUUGGUAAAGAUUCCCUAAUUUGAGACUCUUAAGCUAGCAAAUUAGUGAAUAAAGCUAGCAGUAAGAUCAAUAAUUAUCCCCUUCUUAGCAUAUACAAAGCUCAAUAAACAAAGAAUUGUUUAUGAGCAAGCUAAGAGAAAAGGAAAAAAAUUAUAUGAGAAUUUAGAUUUGCAAAAAAUAAAUAAAGAAAAAAGAAUAAGAUAGAAAGUAAAAGUGUUUAGAGAUAAGAUAAAUUAUCAUAGAGAAUCUGAAGCAUUUAAAAGGUAAGUAUAACUUAUAGCAGUUAGAAAAUUCUCCAUAGCUUACAAGAUCAUACAUUUCUUAGAUUGAAAAACGCAUCAAUUUUUUAAGCUUUAUUAAUGAAGAGUGUUAAACUUAAAUUUUAGAUUAUGAGCUUUUUUCCCAAUUGUUAAUAGAGCUUAUAGAAAAUCAGUUAGUAAAAGCAGAGAGUGAAUUUUUCUAUAGGUGGCUGAAAAGGAGUAAUAAAAGGAAUAAGGGAAUCAUUCCUUAUAUUAAACAGUUUUUUUUAGAUAAAGUUAUUAAAGAUGAUCACUUUAUUUGUACACUUUCUUUGGAAGGCUUUGAUUGUUUUAAGUCUCUAUUUGUUCAGAUAAAUUACGAGAUUGGAAACAUUAUAGCGAUUGAUGACAACCCAUAAUUGAAAUGUAUUAAAGAUACUUCUGGGGGAAAUAAAUUGAACAAAAAUAAAAAUGUUGAUGACUCAGACCUAAUUUUUGGGGAAUUUAGAGUUGAUUUUCUAUACUUACUAAAUACUAAUCCAUAAUUGCUUGAAGGAUUGGAUUUCUUAUGGAAAAUAGCCUUUUUAGCAUAAAAUGAAGAUGUUUUUGACUCAGGGGCAAAAUUUUUAGUCAAUCUCUACUUGAAAACCACUGAAAAUCUAGAAGAUUAAGUUAAAGAGAUUCGAAACCAGUUUUUUGAAAUUUGUUUUAAAAAUAUUACUGAAAAAAAAUAUUUAGUAAGAACAUUUUAACUGAUCCACUAUUUCCUAGAUUAUUCAGAAUUGAAAGGAAUAGGUGACUUGAUACCUCACUCCUCUGAAACUUUUGUUGAAAAGAAUACUUUGAUUAUUAAAAACUAACUACCUGAAUCAGCAAAUGUAUUAUAAAUUUAAAAAACAUUUUAAUUUCCAUGCUCCUAUAAAACGACUUUAUACUAACUGAGAGUUGAUCUAUCAUAAAUAUUUAAAAUUAACAUUGAUGAAAUGUUGAUUUUAGUUCCUGGUAAAAAUGAAUCCUAUGGAACAAGCAUCGCUCUAAAAGAUUUUCUUAAUGGUUAUACUUUAUAGGCUUUAGAGUUUUCAAAUAAUCAAAAUGUGAUAGUGUAAAAACAAGAAAAAAAAUGGAGUCAUCCUAUUAAGCUAAUCAGAGAUAACGAUUCUCUCACAAAAAAAGCAUCAGAACUUUUUAAAGAAUGGUUUAAAGCUUACAGCGAAAACGGAAGGAUGUCUAUGCAGAAUUGUGCUCACUUCAUAGAGUCUUGUACUAAAGAUGUUUGUAAAGUGGAUGAUUAUAGAGUUAUAGACGUUUUCAAGUUUUGGGAUAGUGAUAAAGAUGGUUACCUCAGUGAGCAAGAUUUCUUAGAAUUUUAUAGAAAAGGAUCAAAAGACAAAAAAGAAACUGUCAUGAAAAAUAUUUAGGCUCACUAUUAUUCUGAUGAUUUAGCUAGAUUAUAUGAACUUAAGAUGAAAUUAUCAUAAGAGGACGUCUAAGAACUUCCUAGGUAUCUACUAAGUUAAAACGAGACAUUUUAAAAACAAAUCUUUUAAUUGUACGAUAUGAAUGAAAAUAUUUCAAUUGACUUGAAUAGGAUGAGAUUUUUAAUUGAAAAGCUAUUUAACAGGUUGCCAACAUGCUCUUAUAUUAAAUCUAUUUUACAAAACACAGAGAAAGUUUAGCAAAUUUUUGAACAAGCAUCAAAAUAUGAAUUUUUUUACAUUUUAGAGUGUAUAGAAAAUAAAUUUUUUGAAAAUUCUAUUGAAAAAGACAAAGGAUUUUAAGAUUUAUAAGAAAUAAUUAAUAAAUUGCAAAGUUUAUAAAAUUUACCAAAUGCUUAAUUAACUGAUAAUUAAAAUAAAGAAACUUAAAUUUAAGAGUAAAGCAUCUAAUAACCACUAAAUAAAAAUGAGUAGCAAACAAAUUAAUAAGUCCAUCAAAUGAGUAAUGAGAAUAAAGAAAUCAACUUAAUCCUCCAAAAUUUUGAUGCAAAUUAACAAAAUAAUUCUUCAAGCAAUACGCAAAAAAAUUCAGCAAAUGAAUUCAUAGUUGAUUUCUUUAGCAAAGGACUUUUUGAAAAAUUAUUAAUGAAAUUCUAAGUUUUAAUUUAAAGCUGGAACUCAGUUAAUAUUAAUGUAAGUUAAUAAAAUGGCAUGGAUGGAAGUAUGCAACAAAACUGUAAAGAAUUAAAUUUAGAUAAUAUCUAAAUUAAAUUAUUCCAAAAGUUUUUUAAGAUAUUUAACAAAUUUUUAUCUGCAAAUCUCAUAUCGGAAUAUCCUUUCAUUUUUUAUUUAAGGUAAUAUUUAUGUACUAUAUUUAUCACCUUAGAGGAGAUUGACGAAGACCUAAAUAAUAAAUAAUUAUCUUCAACAGAUUCUUGUAAUAACAGCUCAAAUAUUGAAUAAGAAAAUGUAGAUCCUCAAUUAAUUGGUCCUCUAUUGCCAUAAUAAAAUUAGGCUAAGUAAUUGUGUUUAUAAUAACCUAAUAUUGACAAACUUUAAGAGAUUUUCAUUUAAUUUGCAAAGAAUAAUAAUAAUUUACAUGAUUAUUUUUUGAAAUUCUCAAAUCAAAAUAUUACUUUAAUUGUCAUAAACACUAUACUUUCAACUCUAAGAUAAGUAGGCAAGUUUACUAACUCUUACAGAAACUUAGUAAUAGACUCUCUUUUUACUUUGUUAUUACUACUUUACAAGAAUCAAGAUUAAUUUGUUAAAGAAUUCUUGUCUUACCCAUAAUCUAAUUUGCUAUUGAAAGAAGGUCUGUUUUACUAAAAAAGUAAAAUCAUCAGACAAAUAUUUUCAUUUUUCAUCUUUUUAGUACUAAGAUAGUUAAAUGAAAAAAAGCAUAUUAUCAAAAUACUAAUUAAUCUGAUUCCAUAGAACAACUCUUCAGAUGAAAUGGCAGAAACAUGCACAUAGUUUUUUAGUUUACUCUGCCUCAUUUUUAAAAAAUACAAAGAAAAAAUAAGCAGUGAUGGAUUCGAUUUCGAUGCAGCUUUUGUAUAAGUUUUUGAAACACUAAAAAAUAUAUAAUCAAAAGAAAAUAUAUUAAGCACAUAAAAGGAUAACUUUUUAUCAGGAUAUAUGCAAUUUACUGAUGUAAUUCUUAAAAAUUCUGUAAAUAUAUCAUAAAAUACUGAAAUGGAAUAUUUGAAAUAUUUAAUUAAUAAUUGCUUAUUUGAUUCAGUAAUGACCAAAGACAAUCAAACUUACAAUUCAUCAACCAUUCAAGCAAUUUAAGAACUUAGCAUAUAGUAGGUAUUCACUUAAGUUCAAAAAAUUAAAUGCUUCCACAAUGAUACAAGGGUUUAGUGUUAUAAAUAGAUUUAAUCUCUUUGUUAGUAAUAUCCAGAAAUUUUCCCAAGCUACGUGUUAGAUAGCAUUACUUAGAUAAUCUAAAAAGUAAAAAGAACUUAAAAAGUCUCGCCUAUUAAUUAUGAAAAUAAUAUGAAAUCAAAUUUAGGCUUUGUUGGACUUAAAAAUUUAGGUGCUACAUGCUAUAUAAAUUCUAUGAUUUAGUAAAUAUUUACUUGUAAUCCUCUAAUAUUUUCAAUACUAGCUGCUGAUGAUUUAAAGGAAUAAGAAUUAGUUGCUAAUUCCUAAGGAACUUUGUAUGAUGAUAAUAUACUUCACUAAAUACAAAGAAUGUUUGCUUUUCUUCAUUUAAGUAUAAAGAAGGACUUUAAUACAGAUGGAUUUUGUUUCAGUUUAAAAGGUUACGAUGGGGAAAGGACCUAAACUAGCUUACAAUAAGAUACAUAGGAAUUUUUAAAUUUAUUAGUUGAAAGAAUUCACAAUUCAUUAGAAAAUACUCCUUUUAGAGGUAUUUUCGACACUUUCUAUGGUGUCACUACUAUUACAGAGAGAACUUGUAUGAAAUGCAUGAGAAAAACAUAAAAUGAAUAGCCUUUUUACAUGAUUCCUAUCAAAAUAAAGGGAGAAAAGACUCUAUAAGGAAGUCUGGAGAAAACAUUUAGAUAAGAAAACAUUUAAGAUUACAGAUGUGAUGAAUGCAAAUAAGUUUUUGAAGCUCAAUCACAGGAAUACAUAAAAAAUCUUCCUAACACAUUAAUUUUAAAUUUAUUUAGAAUAUCUCACAAUAUAGAAACUGGCUUAAACUAGAAAGACAAUAAUAAAAUUACUUUCGAAUAAAAUCUUAACAUGCACAAGUUUAUGUAUAAUACUAAAAAUGAAAUGGAAAUAGAAAAUAUGGAGCAGGAAGAUUACGAUUAUACUUUAAAAGGUAUUGUUGUUCAUGAUGGAACUGCCAAUUAUGGUCAUUAUUUCUCUUACAUAAAAAUUGCUGAAAAUAAGUGGUUAGAGUUUAAUGACUCUGCUAUUUCUAAUUACAACCCCAAAGAUAUUGCUAAUGAUUGCUUUGGAGUUGAUUCUCAAGAAUUAAAAAUUCCUAAACCUUAUUACGAAAGCUAAAAAAGUGCUUAUCUAUUGUUCUAUGAAAAAGUAAAAAAAAAUUCAAUAGAAUUUAAAAUAAAAAGCCAACAAGAAGAGGAAGAAAUUGUUAGUAAAUUAGGAAUAAGAAAUCCUAUUACAUUUUCUAAGUGGACAUGCAAGCAAAAGUAAGAAGAUGCAGAAAAUUAAUCAACCUAAAACUCUAAAGAUAAGGAUUCAUACAUACUUCGGGCAGAUUAUUAUGAUGUAAACUCAUAUAUAAGCGAAACCUAUAAAAAUUAAGUUGCUUUUGAUAAUUAUCAAUUCCUUUGUUCAAGGCUCAUGUUAAAUAACUAAUUUUUAUCUUUUGCUCUUGAUAUUAUUUAACAAGUUCCAGUACCUCAUUUCUAUUAAUAAUUAUUAUCUGUAAAACCUCUUAAACCUUACAUACCUAUUGACUCGUAAAAAUUAUCUUAAGAUAAUUUAAUAGAAAUGAAUAGCUUUAAUGAAAAAUAUAAUUAUUCAAAAAUUCUUUAAUAGAUCGCUUUCAUAUAUUUCAAUUUUAUACUAUAAAUGCAAGAAUGUCAAGCAGCUGAUAAUUGGUUUGACUUGUUUUAUAAGUUUAGCAUUUUAUGUCCUCAGACUUCAUUUGAAAUAUUCAAAGAAUAUAUUGUGGAUAAAAUGGAUUUAUUCUGGCAAGAUAUUUUAUAUAAUAGUAGUGCUAAAUAGAGAUCGAAUCAUAAGCAAAUAGUUCUUCUUCUAAUUAAUGUUAUUAUUAAAUAUUACAAUAUAAAUCUCUUGUAGCAAUCACAAUUAGAAUAGUCAAACGUUCAAAAUCCAUAGAGUGUUAUUUUCUAAUUUUUAACAAACUUAUUCUAAGGGCUUCAUACCUAAGUAAUAAAUAACUUUUACAGAUGCGAGCAAUAUUUUGAUCUUUUAAGAGAUUUUGCCGAUUCAGAUAAUAUCUAAGCAGCAUAUUUAAUUAAAUGUGAAAUGAUUGAAAAACUUUUGGAUUUUUAUUUGUAUGAAGAAUCGCCAAUUGUAAAUAAAUAUUUUAAAAUAAAAAAAUCAAAUCAAAUUAGUGGAAAUUAAGUACAACAAUAAUUUAAUCCAUUACUUGCUACUGUCUACAAUCUUUUAUGCAAAAAAAAAUAUAUCAUGAUUAUGCAAUAAAAGGAUUAAUAAACAUUCGAUAAGGAGUUAGUAAGUAAUUCUUAAGCUUUUGAAAGUAUUAUAAAUUAAGAAAAUUUAUAUAACCGAGCUUUAAAAAUGAAAAGCGAUCCUAAUAUUUUAGGUAGAAUAAUAUCUCAUAUGAGCUAUCAAAAUUAUUAAUAUUCCUACUUUAUUGCUUCAUUCAUAAUUAAAGGAAUUAACGAUAAAUUUAGGUCAGAUGAUAUCUAUCACUAUUUAGAAAUAAUGAGCAAUUUCAUCACAAUAUUAGACGAUUACAAAAUUUAUAGAUUUGAGUGGAUUCUUGGCAUACCUCAACUUAAAAAAAAUUAAAUUUAUUCAGAUUUCUCUUUAUAAUACUUUUUAGAUAAUACUUAUUAUGAUUACAUAUCUACACUAAAUCCUGAUGGUAACUAAAAUGAAUAAACAAAAGGGUUUUUAUCAAGAAUUUUAGAUUGUACUAUUGGCUACGCUAAUUACAGAGAGCAUCAAGUUAUCAGCAAACUACUGUAAUUAGCUGACAUUAACGAUUAGAUUUUUAAUUACAUCCUAACAAUUACACCAAAUAAUUAUGAGUUAGGAUAUUUUAUUGAAUUUUUAGGACAUUAUAUUCAAAAAAAUAAAUUGAAUAUUUUGCUUGAUACAAAUAGUGCUGCAAUCCUUACUUAAAUUGAGGACACUUAUAAAUCAAUAUUGAAUAAAAUUUAGUUUUAAGAAGAAUAGCUCUAAAAAAUGUACAAUGAUAUUUAGUGUUUUAACAAUACACCUCAGAAUAAAAACAUGAAUUAAAAUAAACCAGAAUAAAUUGAAAGAUAGAGAAUUUUUGAUACUUACAUUUAUGGUUAAUUUAUUUAAACUAGAUAAAUUUAAUGUUUGUAAAAUAUCUUAAAUGUUCCUGAUCUUGAUUGUAUUACAAACGAACAUGAUAUUUACUAUUGCUAAAAUAAAUUGUCAGCAGAAGGAAAAAAUAUAGUUAUUCCUGAAGAAGUAAAAAAUAAUGGCAGGAUAGAAUUAAAUAAAGUAAACUUAGAGUCAAAUAUAUUUUUGCUUUUUAAUGAAAAAAUUAAGCAUCAUUAAAUUGCUGAAGAAGAGAGAAAAAUAGUUAGUGAAAAUUAAAAUAUGGUAGAAGAAACAAAGUAAGAAACGGUCUCUGCUAAUAAUAGCAUUUAGCCUAAAUUUUCAAGUGAAUCUUCAUUAAGUAACUCUAAAAUAGCUAAUUUAAUCGAGCAACAAAACAAUAACUAAAACAAGCAUACAGAUAACUUGAAUCAAAUUAAAGAAUCUGAUGAAAACAUGGAGGAAGAAGUGGGAUAGUGUACUCCAUUAUAAUAUUUCUAGUCACAAACAUCUUUAACUGAAACAGAAAUAAAUUGCUCAUCUAUACAAUUAGAUUAAAAUUCUAAAGAAUAAGUCAAUAAAGUAUCACAUCAACGUGAAAAAGAAGAUAAAAUUCUCAUAAAUAUAAAUGGUAUAAAUAGUGAUAAUUUAAUAAGAGAAGUUAUUCUUUUAAACAAAAGUAAAAGUAUAACUUACAAAGUUAUUCUUCAAAUAUAGCCAAAAAAUUAAUUUUCAAAUCUUUUGUAGCUUUCUAAUUUUAAAUAUCCCAGUAUGAUAGAAAGGAUGAUUCUCCCUAAUACAUCAGUAACUCUUUUGACCUUAACAAAAAGUAUUCCACUUCAUUAAUGGGGAGACUAUGAAUUAAAUUUUAAAGUCGAAAUUGCUAACGAAGUAAAAGAAUAAUAAAUAGAUGAAAUAGGUGGUGAUAAUAAUAACAAUCUUUUUAAUGCAGAGUUUAUGAGUUAACUUUUUAAAGACUAUUCAGAAAAUAAAUUUACUCAAAUAAAUCCUGAUCUAUAAUAAGUUUAAUAAUUUCUAGAUGAAUAAGCUGCAAUUACUGCUGAAAAUAGUCUUUUUGGUCACUUAAUGAUUUAAGAAAAUACUAUUACAUGCAAGUACUGUACUAUAAAGAAUAGUUCUAACUUAACAGUUUGUGAAAUUUGCUAGAAUCCUCUUUAAAACUCUCAAUGA
This is a messenger RNA of Tetrahymena thermophila SB210, 10314 nucleotides long. RefSeq names its product ubiquitin carboxy-terminal hydrolase. Gene Ontology annotation, biological process: protein deubiquitination. NCBI's taxonomy places the organism in Eukaryota, Ciliophora, Oligohymenophorea, Hymenostomatida, Tetrahymenidae. The record is from RefSeq and is a predicted model, not a curated record. Gene Ontology annotation, cellular component: nucleus; cytosol. Gene Ontology annotation, molecular function: calcium ion binding; cysteine-type endopeptidase activity; cysteine-type deubiquitinase activity. The transcript has 23 exons.